GCCACACUGGACAUCUGUGACCAUGGCAUGGCGGGCGCGGGAGUGGCGAGCGCCGGAGUCGGCGCGGCGAGCGCGGCGAGCGCUGGACGGCUCCCCUCGCCGGGGAAAGCACCUCCAAGCACGCCAGGUCAGGAGGUGCUGGAGCUUCCCGAGUCCCCGGAGCUCGCUCUGCAGACGGCUGGGCGCAUUGCCCCGCUGCCCGCGGAGGAAGCUGCGGAAGCCACUCAGUUCCGCUUUGCUUUAGAGCAAGACGAUCCUUACGAGCGUUUCAUCAAACAGCAGCUGGCCUUGUUGGACGAUGAUCUGCGGAAGCUUCAGUUGGAAGAGCCCUUGGUCCAGGAGCAGCUAAAGGCCUUGGAGGCGCAGCUCCGUUCCAGGAAGCCUCCUUCGGCCCAGGACUCCGGGACGGCCGGUCCAACUCCGCGUGGGCCACGGCGGUUGGGCCAGAUGUCCCCCAAGCAGAUGAGCCCACGCGCCGCUGCUGCCAAUCGCCGAACUGAAGGUGAGGCACGGAGCUUGGCCUUGGAACGUCGGGUGCAACAGCUCAUUGAGCGCCGUGAGCAGCGCGAGAAGUCCCAGAAAGUCACGCCGCCCGCAUCCCAGACAGCCACACCGCGGACGCAACGGGACGUCCUUGGGCGUAGCCAGCACAGCGGCAGUCCAGUGCCGGGCCGCACUGGGGCGGUCUUUGUGCCGCUGGAGGGGCAAAUGUACUUGGAGGGUCCGCAGAGUGUGCUCCACGGCCCGGAAAGUGCACGCUUCCACCUGGACCCCGCUUCCGCGGUGCUGACCGCGCGCCAUUGGAGCCCGGGCCACUGGCGCCCGGAGGUCUCACGCUUCGACCUGGACCCGGUGACCAAUCGCGAGUGGCCGGUGGUAGGCACGCACGUGCCGGAGCCCCACGUACGGCCACAUCUGCCAGGGCAGCUUCCUGCAGCGCCGCAGGAGUCCAGCCGACCUCAUCGGCGGAAGGAGCGAAGCCAAGGGCCAUCGCGCAGUCGCAAGGGCCGCAGCAAGGAGCGAAGUCGGGAGCGAUCCACGGCGUCCAAGGAGCACCGAGACUCUCCCGAUCGCUCCGAAAUGCAACGCUCAGUUGCCUCAAAGGAGAAGAAGCAGAGGGAGGAGGACCGGACGGAAGAUGCUCCAAGAGAACGCUUGGCUGAGAGGAUUGCAAGAGCGGAACAGCUGGUGGGUGGCCGUGAGGAGCUGCUGCGACGGUUUUCCGCCGGCGAUUCACAUGCAGGCGGGAGACGGAAUCGUGGAGACGGACAGCAGGGUGCGAAGAGGGACACUUGAGGCACAUCUAAUUAUAUCAGAGAGAGGGGCCAGCUUACAGCUGGGCCAAAGCCAUUUGAGCAACGUCAUAAACCUCUAUGAAAAAAUUUAGGUAGGACUUCAGAUUAUGAAUCUUUGCAAAAGGAAAACUGCAGUUGGGGAAAGCUUGGCGAAAGGUUUGGAGAAAGGCUCUGAAUUGUUGAUGAAAGGAUUUUGUUGUUAAAGGGUUGGCGAAAGAGGUUUUCAGAUGUUUUCAGUACAAAGCAUGUUAUCCAAAGUCUCCUGAUAACCAGGCGAAAGGUUGGAGAAAGGUUCGCGAAGAUGUGGCGAAAGCAGUGGUUACAGAUUAGGAAUGAUUCCCCUUUGCCGAUACUUUUCUUAGAUGUAAGUAGCAGAAACUCAGCGAAAGGGUUAGCUGUUAGCGAAAGAGGUUGUUGUUGAGUGAAGUGGGUCGGCGAAAGCAAAACACGCAGCCGCGAAAGCGUUGCGAAGGGAUUGGCGAAAGGUUUGUAUCAGUUCGGUUCGAUCGAGCUGUUUAUGGCACUCGCAAGCCAUAGAGUAAGACGGGGGAGACAUCAAUGCUGGCUGCUGUAAUUUACACGUGAAGGUAGCCUGGAGGUCAAGCAACUCAGGAGUUGUCGGGGUCUUUUUUCACUGGGAUGUCUCAGCAUGCGUCCUUCCAAGUCUUGAGUAUAGUUUGAGAUCAGGGUAUUCUACGGGGCAUAGGUAUCAAAAAAAAUAAAAAGAGCAUUAAAAAAAAAAACAGGAUUAAAAAAAAAUAAAAAGCGAAUCAAAAAAAAUAUUCCUUGAUAGGCCUCUUCUGCUGCUCUCCUGGCCUUUUGGUCUGCGGGUCCUCUGGUAAUGUGGUCCCUUGGUCCUUUGGUCCCUUGGUCCUCUGGUCCACUGGUCCUUUGGUCCCCUGGUCCCUUGGUCCUUUAGUCCACUGGUCCCGUAGUCCUCCGGUCUCCUGGUCCUCUGGUCCUGUGGUCCGCUGGUCCCCUGGUAUCCUAGUCCUUCUGUCUCCUGGUCCGCUGGUCUUUUGCUCUCCUACGGCGCUCGUCUGUCGAUCUCCUGGUCCCCUGCUUGCGCAAAUAGAGGCUUGAUUGCUUUCUACUAGAGGCAGCUCCCUGGGAAGAAAGUAGGUACCCAGCGAUAAGGUAGCCGUCCAGUCAUUGAUUAGCCCUACUCGAAAAAUGGUUCACCAGCUUGGUGAAAAAGACCC
Messenger RNA from Durusdinium trenchii, 2497 nucleotides. NCBI's taxonomy places the organism in Eukaryota, Dinophyceae, Suessiales, Symbiodiniaceae. The record is from the annotation of a GenBank genome assembly.